UCCAGGUUACUUCAUAGGAAAAGUCUCCAAUUCAGGCUGUGAGAGUCUGGGACUUUUUCAAGGUUAUCGAUCUGAUCGCCAGAAUCUGGGGAGCUGAGGCAAUGGGAUGCGAUGCGAGCUGGCCAGAGUGGCUGCUGAGACAGCUGUGACAGCUGGGGAGAAACAUGGAGACGCCCUCCUGCUCACCGGAGGACAAUGCCUAUAAAAACAUGCAAGAAUCCCCGGAACUCCACCUGACCAGGCACCUCGAUGAAGUGGUCGCUGCGGUCAGCGUCACGCCUCAGAGGAAGGCUCAGGACCGGCUGCUGCAGACUCAUGACAAGCUCUUUCGGCCACCUCGGGAGAAGCUCCAGCACUGUGCCGAGAAAGCCAAGCUCUACUUGGACAGCCAUGAGCACAAGCAUGCCAUCCGGGAGCUGGUGCGCUGCGUGGCCCUCACCAGGAUCUGCUACGGGGACGCACACUGGAAGCUGGCAGAGGCACACGUGAACCUGGCGCAAGGCUACCUGCAGCUGGGCGGACUCUCACUGCAGGCCAAACAACAUGCAGAGAAGGCCAAGGACAUCCUCACCAGCUCCGUGACCGCCUCGUGCGCCGACAGCACGGACAUGUUCAAGUGCUCCAUCGAGCUCUUCCUCACCACCGCCCAGGUCCUGCUCGCCCUGCAGAAGGCUAAGGAGGCGGCCGAGAGCCUGAGCAAGGCCGAGCGGCUGUCCCACAAGCUGCUGCAGUGUGGCUGCAUCCCCGAGGACGAGUGGGUGGACACGCAGUGGCGCAUCGAGCUGACAUCGGCCCAGAUCUACCAAGGUCAGAAGAAACCGAAAGAAGCGCUGGCUCGCUACCAGAAAGCCUUGAACCACGCGGUGGCCAGCAAAGGGGAGAAGAGCCUCGAGUGUGUCCCCAUCCUGCGGGAGCUGGCGGGCGCCGAGCAGGCGCUGGGACUGCACGACGCAGCUAUGCAGCACUUCCGGCAGGCUCACCUCACCCUCCUGAGCAGGGGCCCCUCAGAUGAGGACGCGGCCGACUCUGCACAUUGCGUGGCACAUGCCGCCAUCACCUCGGGGACACCUGAGCACCGCGAUGUAGCUGGCCAGUAUUUUCAGGAGACCUUGGAGCACCUCAAGAAGUGCGAAGAGCCGGGAAAAGCCAAGUUCCUCUCCGUCCAGGAUGAGUACUGCCAGUUUCUACAAGCCACCGGCCAGCAAGAGAGAGCCUUUGCCAUCCUGCGGGAGUCCCUGGAGGCCAAAGAGAGUGUGUUUGGAGACCUCAGCCCCGAGGUGACGGAGACCUACAGAAUCCUGAGCACGGCAGACCUGGCGCAGAAGAACUACACUGGGGCCCACAAGAAGCUGAAGAAGUGCCUGCAGCUGCAGACGUUGCUGUACGGGGCCCAGGACAGGAGGACACAGGCCACGCGGGAGGCGCUGGACAGGCUGAGCAGGCUCCCCGAGAUGGCCGUGAAGCGGAGGCAGCCUCUGAAGACCAAACCCACGGCCCCUGCUGCUGUGUCCUCUCGCCGGCCCCCCGGGAGGGCCAGGCCCAGCACUGCCCACUGAGACGCCCCCAAAGAUAACUGCCAGAGGAAUCAGGGGUCCCACUCGGGCCGUGCUGCCCUAGAGGGGUCGGGGGUCUCUCUCCCCCGCAAACCCGCACCCAGGCUGCGGCCACAGCAAUGGGGAAAAUCAUCCCGAAGCUCAGUGCCUCGAAGGUGAUGCUCCUCAUCCAUUCUCCUCCCCCUCCCCUCCCUCCCCCUCCUCCUCCUGCUUCCCCUCCUCCCCUCCCCUCCUUUUUUGGCUUGGAUUUGAUUUGGGGGCCACACCCUGCAGUGCUCAGGGCUUACUCCUGAUUCUGUGCUCAGAAAUCACUCCUGACAGGGUUCAGAGGACCAUGAAGGGUGCCGGGGAUCAAACCUAGGUCGGCCCCUGCCAGAAGGUGCCCCUCCCGCUGUCCUAUGGCUCCAUUCCUGAUGCUUUGGCCCUUUGGGAGCGGGUCGCCUCCCGCUGUGCACGGCUGGGGGCUUCUCGUGACCGUGCCCAGGGGACCAUGCAGUGCCCGAGUGAGCCCGGGGCUCCCAUGCAAAGCUCGUCUCAGCCCCAAGAACCUCCUCCUGGUCUCCCAACAGUCGCUCAGAGCCCCCAAACCUCCCUGCACUGGCCUCAGAGGUGAUACGGGGGACCAGGCUGCAGGGAGUAGGGUCAGCACCUGCUGGGACCAGGCAAGGGUCUUUCUUGCCAAGCAGUCCUCCCGGCGGACCCCGUGGCUGUCCCGGACUCCAGGCAGGCUUUCCGGUCAGUGCAGCUGGAACGCACUCAGAAAGGCCUCACUGGACUUUAUUUUGGGGGGUGGGGAGCAGGGGAGGAAUUCUGGUCUGUAGCUUUUGCUAAUUAUUGGAGGAGAAUCUCUUGGAAUCACAGCUCCAACACCUUUGUCCCCGUCGCUGCAGUGUUUCCAACCCCCACCCGCCCCCCACCUCACAGCCAUGAGAUGCCCCCUUGAAUAGCAGGGGAGAGCUACCGCCAUUCAAGUGGGUGGCAUAGGUGAGCAGGGAAGGGCCGGGUCAGGAAUUCUCCACCUCCAGCUCCCCCCGUUCAGAAUCCUAAGAAUCAGGCAUGAUGGGGCCAGAGCAAUAGAACAGCAGGGAGGUGCUUGUCUUGCACACGGCCCAUGCAGGUUCGAUCCCUGGCACCCCAAUGGGUCCCCCGAGCACCACCAGCAGUGAUUCCUGAGCUCAGAAGAAUCUCUGAGCAUCACUGGGUGUGGCCCCCCAAAUACCCCAAAGAAAUAGCCAUCAUGAAGGAGCCCCCACUCCUGCCAAAUGGGAUGGUCCGGCUUCCCCCUCUGGGGGGUGAUGCCAAUAUGCUCAGAUGUAUUUGAUUUCGGGGCACUGGGAGGGGGGCACCUAUUUGUCCUCAGGAGUGAGCCCCAGUGGUGCCUGGGAGCCACAUUCAGGGCUGGGGACAGAAUCUGACUGGCCUGUGCAAGGCCAGGGCUUCACCCCUGCACUCUCUCCGCCUUCCCCCCUCUGCUGUCUCACCACCCCUGCAUCUAUCUCUGAAUGUGACGGUUGACGCUCAGCCACCACGGCUGUCCAGUCCGUCGUGACAACAUGGAGUUCUGGUCUGCACAAACA
Molecule: messenger RNA, 3130 nt
Organism: Sorex araneus (European shrew)
Lineage: Eukaryota; Metazoa; Chordata; Mammalia; Eulipotyphla; Soricidae
Gene: TTC23
Product: tetratricopeptide repeat domain 23
Exons: 11
Coding region: 165-1556 (463 amino acids)
Molecular function (GO): protein binding
Source: RefSeq, a predicted model, not a curated record